GAAUGUGACGUCAGGGCGCAGGAGUCGGGUGGAUUAGAAAGUUCACCGCGAAGCCUGGCAAGGAGUUGGCAGAGUUUUCCCAACUGUCCGUCACCUAAACCCCGGUCCGGUCCUUCUGUCAGAGGUGUCGGGUAUGGACAAACUCAGGGCUACGUUGGGUGGUCGCGAUGGCCAGAGUGAUGGCAGAAAUAUUAUCGAGGCAGCGAAUGAAGCGUCCACUCUUGGAUGGGGAACGCGCGUGAAAGGAUUCAUCGCGUGUAUGGUGAUCGGAGUUGGGUGCACUGUUCUGGGGGUGUGUUGCUUAUUUAUUCCCAAACUAGGGCUGAUUCUCUUCAUUGUGUUCUACACCUUUGGAAAUGUUUGCUCCCUUGCAAGCACCAUGUUCUUGAUGGGCCCACUGAAGCAGCUGAAGAGGAUGUGUGAUAAGACGCGGUUCUUUGCCACUGCAGUCAUGAUCACUUGUUUAGUGCUGACCAUCUGUGCAGUCUUCUGGUGGAAAAUCUUUGUUCUUGCUCUGGUGUUCGUCAUUCUGCAGUCUAUUGCUUUUGCCUGGUAUGGUUUGUCGUAUAUUCCAUUUGCAAGGGAUGCAGUACUGAAGUUUUUGUCCAUGAUGUGCCGGUUUUGUAUCAAAGAAUGAGCCGAAGAUGCUGAUGGAUUCAGCCAUAACACUGAGCUUUUGAGUUUACACUCCCCUGUGAAAUACCUGCUUAGAUACUGUUACAGGUCAUUUAAUGACUGGUCUUUUGGCAGGGCUGUAUAUGUGAUAUGCAAGAAAUCACAAGCUAUGAAGAGUUUAUAAUAUGUGGUGUUUGAAAUGUACAUUUUAUUGUUAUUUUUGCAGAAUUAUUCAUCUUAAUAUACUGAUAGAGGUUUUGGCCUUUUUGGAAAAUGUAAAAUAUUGUGUUUUUAAUUGUAAAUGUCUGAAAUAAUGGUCAUAUUAAAAAUGGUUACACACA
Alosa sapidissima (American shad) is the source of this 956-nucleotide messenger RNA. RefSeq names its product SFT2 domain containing 2a (gene sft2d2a). The record is from RefSeq and is a predicted model, not a curated record. Gene Ontology annotation, cellular component: membrane. NCBI's taxonomy places the organism in Eukaryota, Metazoa, Chordata, Actinopteri, Clupeiformes, Clupeidae. The coding region runs from base 134 to 637 and encodes 167 amino acids. Gene Ontology annotation, biological process: vesicle-mediated transport. The transcript has 8 exons.